AUGUGGGGUGCUGUGCAGAAGUUUGCGAAUAAACCGGUCGAACAAUGCGUCAAUCAUAAGGACCCGAGACAACGAUCGUAUGGUGGUGUCUUGUCUGUUACACUUGAUCAUGAUCUGCGCAAUGCAGAUCUAAACCCUGCUACUGACAUCGUGAUUUUGUGCAUGUUUACAGAAAAAACUACGUGUGAUAUCCUGGAUAAGCGUGAACUUAGCCGACAUAGGACUGAUGACUUUGACACUGCCUCUGAGUUGGGCUACAAGAGAGAUAGUAUUGGCAGACGCCUGGAAGUACCGCGCCCCGAUCCACCAAAGCCAAAACACCCUGGUUCUCGUGUCCUCACAGAAGAUGCUGUAUCCUUUGCGUGGAGAUUCUGUCCACCUGUCAUCUUUUUUCUCUUCCGUUACCAACGUCACAAAAAACUGGUAAACGACUACUUGCAGUACUAUGGGGGAUCUCGCAAGGACUUUCAACGUGACACAUCCAAGGACAAACGUGAUGUUGACGUCAUUCGUGAACACAAUCGUUUCUUGUGGACGGAAGCAGACGUUCCUCGCACAUGGUACGUGUCACAGUUCUUCCAUGUCAAUUGA
Dibothriocephalus latus is the source of this 591-nucleotide messenger RNA. NCBI's taxonomy places the organism in Eukaryota, Metazoa, Platyhelminthes, Cestoda, Diphyllobothriidea, Diphyllobothriidae. The record is from the annotation of a GenBank genome assembly.